AUGCACCACAAGGAUAAACCUAAAAAUGAUGGUGGUUCAAAAGUAACUGCUUAUCAAGUUGAAAUACGUAAACCCGAUAGUGAUAUAUGGGAAAUUGCAAAUGAUUAUCCAAUUAAAGGAAAUGAUUUUACAGUUGAUAAUCUUUCAACAGGAAAACCAUACGAAUUUCGUGUUAAAGCUAAAAAUGCUGCUGGUUGGGGAGAAUAUACUAAACUUGAUCGACCAGUUACACUUAAACCUGAUAGUGUUGCACCUUCAUCACCUGGUAUGCCAGAAGUGAAAAAAGUUGGUAAAAAUUAUGUUGAACUAGCAUGGGCAACACCAACAAAUGAUGGUGGUUCAAAAAUAACUGGUUAUAUUGUUGAAAAACGACCAGCUGGUACUGAUCAAUGGGUUAAAGCAUCACCAUAUAUGUCAGUUGAGAAUAAUGCUAUAAUAACUGAUUUACCUGAAAAUGGUGAAGUUGAAUUUCGUGUUAAAGCAGUUAAUAAAGCUGGUGAAAGUGAACCAAGUUCAACAACAGGUCGAGUUAGAAUAACUCAAUAUCCAAAUAGACGAGCACCAACAUUUGUUGAAAAAUUAAAAGAAACAAGUGCAUCUCUUAAUGGUGAAGCAACAUUUACAAUUGAAUUUGAUGCUAAUCCAGCACCUGAAGUUAAAUGA
Adineta steineri is the source of this 663-nucleotide messenger RNA. Lineage: Eukaryota; Metazoa; Rotifera; Eurotatoria; Adinetida; Adinetidae. The record is from the annotation of a GenBank genome assembly.